Cyanistes caeruleus (blue tit) is the source of this 2072-nucleotide messenger RNA. RefSeq lists its product as uncharacterized. Lineage: Eukaryota; Metazoa; Chordata; Aves; Passeriformes; Paridae. The record is from RefSeq and is a predicted model, not a curated record.
CGCCGCACCUGCCCCGGGAGGGGUGUCGGUGCGCGCCGGUGCCUCCCCUCCCUGCGCCCGGGAACAAGGAAGCAGCUCCGACUGCCUUCAGCCAUCACUCGGUAGUUCCCUGCUGGCACCUUCCCCAUGCCCUGUGUCCUCAGGUCCCGCACCACUCAAGGCAUUGGGGUGCUGGCUUUGGACAUGACUCGGGGCACGGGAGGGCUGCCUCUGCUGCUGCUGCUGAGCCUUGCUGUGCUGGAUCUCCCACUGGAGACCAUGGCACUGCUGCCCAACACCAGCUCAAGCACUGCAGCCACCUUCCCUUCCUCUCAUCCUGCAACCUCCGCCCCAGAGAUGCCAAUGGAUGCCUUCACAUCCAGUGCUUCUACAGCUCAGUGGAGCAGCCCGGCAGCAUCCAACGUCACCACAGCACAGGCAAGGGGCAGCACAGCUCGCAGCACUCCUGUGUCACCUGGGCUGGGACCCACCACCACCAGCAGUACUCCAGCAGGGCUGGGGGUCACCACCACCAGCACACCAACUCCAGCCUCUGUGGCCAUGACACCCAACUGUGACAAGACUGCCACUUUCAUGUCUAUGGGGACCAGCACAGCCCUGGCUGUCAGCUCAUUUGGAGUUGAAAUGAGCAUGCUGCGUCCCCCCACCUCUUCUCUUCUCUCCUCCACCAGCACCAGCACCCAUCAAAGGCUAGCCAUGACCACACUGCUUGGCAGCACAUCCCCAGGGACCAGCACUGUCUCUUUUUCCACCACCUCAGAAGUGACAGACACUUCAGAUAGGCCCUUGAUGACCCCAUCAGACACCAUGGCCUUCCUUGUUACCACCACAGAGGUCCCUGGGAACACCCCUGUUCCCCGCCAGCCAGCUGGGAUCAUGCCUAGGACCAUCCCUGGUACCUCCACCUCAAGAGAACCAGAGACCCGCAGUGGCACUGCAGAGACCACUGCCAUGGGUGUGACAGCAACUGUGUCCCCAGCUCUCCCUACCUCCUCAACACCUAUGGAGAGCUCAGCACUGCUGCCUACCACUGACUCCACCACCACCACAGCCACCCUCCUUUCCUCCAGCCCUGAAACAGAAGCCUCCACCUCAGAGGAGUCCAGCACAUCCACAGAGACUGGCAACACCUCUCCUCCCACUGUGCCUUCUCCCACCACAACUACAGAAGAUUCAGCCGAGUCCUUGGCAACCCUGGCAGAUACCACAGCCAGCCCUGUUAUCAGCACAUCAGACCCCAUGAACACUCCCUCUUCAAGCUACCCAGACAGGACCACCCCUGAAAUCUUCCCCUCAACUGUGGAGUUGACUCCAGGCACUGAACCCACUUCCCCUGCCACCAGCUCAGCCCAGACCUCAGAGGCUCCUACCCUCAGCACACCUACAGACCUGCCAACGCUGCCACCAGUCUGCCCCUCUGGCUCGUCCAACACCAGUGCAUCUCACCUCUUUCUGUCUCUGCGGCUAACCACCCCUCUGGACAUGGGGAACACCACGGUGCAGGAGCUGGUGUUGUCCAAGCUCCGUGAGGACCUGCAGACAGCAUUCCCGUGUGCUGGCCUGGCACUGGCGUGGCGAGGGAAGAGGAGGACUUGACCACUGCCCCUCGCCUGGCCUGCUCCUGCCUGGAUUGCUGGGACCCCUGCUCCCAGCCCCUCACUCCAUGGUGGUACAGGCCCCUGGGGAAUCCCAUACAGCUCCUCCUGGACCUGGAGCCUCCUGUUCUUCACUCUGUACCCCGAGAGGACCCCCAGUGCCCCUCCUGCCCCGUCCCACGGCCUGUCUGAAGAGCCUGAGCCCUCCCACCACCCUGCUUCAGACCUGAUUCCUGUGGUGGGACCCCCUCCAGGUCUGCUGGGGGGCUGGGAGAAGGGAACCCCAGGGGACUGGGCUUUUACACCUGGGAGUGAGCUGGCUCAGCCAUCUAAGCCACCCUGGGGACAGAGGAAUGAGAGGAAGGAGACCUGAAACCCCCAGUACUGCUGUGCCCAAGGCUCACCUGUGAUACUGCUGAGAGAGGAGAACACCCAUGCUGGGCAGUAAACAGAAAUUCCAUAUUUUUCUGUCUUGAA